Culicoides brevitarsis is the source of this 3006-nucleotide messenger RNA. RefSeq lists its product as uncharacterized. The transcript has 8 exons. Gene Ontology annotation, molecular function: chromatin binding. Gene Ontology annotation, cellular component: SWI/SNF complex; NuA4 histone acetyltransferase complex. Gene Ontology annotation, biological process: chromatin remodeling; regulation of transcription by RNA polymerase II; nervous system development. Lineage: Eukaryota; Metazoa; Arthropoda; Insecta; Diptera; Ceratopogonidae. The record is from RefSeq and is a predicted model, not a curated record. The coding region runs from base 102 to 2909 and encodes 935 amino acids.
GUUCGUUCGAUAUGUAACGCUUAAAUUUUGACAUUUAUAUUGUUUUUGGACGCCAAUUGAUUUUUGGAGGAUACAAACACUAUUUAAAUUUAAGACUAAAUAUGAGUUCAAGCGGUAUGUUAUAUGGAGGAGAUGAAAUAGGAGCGUUGGUUUUUGAUCCUGGACACCAAUCCUUCCGUGUUGGUUAUGCACAAGAGGAUACGCCAAAGGCUGAAAUACCUUCGGUUGUGGCGCUUUAUCCAGAAGAAAAAUCAUCGAAUAAUGUAGAUAAUAAUAGUGUAGCCAAUUCGUACAAAUACUUGGUCGAUACUACGUUCAUCAAUGUACCUCGGUCUAAUACUGAAAUACAGCAUUACAUGAAAGACGGCAUGAUCGAGAAUUGGGACCUAUUUGAGCAGACUUUAAACUAUACGUAUGAAAAAGUUAUUCAGUCUGACUCUGAAUACCAUCCAGUCCUUUUUUCUGAGGCCGCAUGGAAUGUGAGGAAUAAUAGAGAAAAGUUGAUAGAACUUAUGUUCGAAAAAUACAAUGUUCCAGCAUUUUUCUUGGUCAAAAAUGCAGUUUUAGCGGCUUUUGCAAAUGGGCGUGCGACUGCCCUAGUUGUAGACAGUGGAGCGACACACACAUCUGCGAUUCCUGUACACGAAGGAUAUGUUCUCACUCAUGCUGUGGUCAAGUGCCCAUUAGGAGGAGAUUAUCUGUCUAUGCAGUGUCAAAAAUAUUUAGAAGCUCAAGGAAUCGAAUUAAUACCAGGAUAUAAAAUUGCAUCAAAAGAUGUUGUCAAAGAUAGAGAUCCUCCGAGAUACACUCUGAAAACUAAUAUUCCUGAAAGAUUAACAAGUAGCUGGCAGCAAUACAUGAUGAAGUGUAUGUUACAAGAUUUUCAGAUGUCAACCGUUCAGGUACUUGAAACACCGUACGAUGAAAAGACGGCAGCUCAAAUACCGGCCGUGCAUUAUGAGUUUCCAACUGGAUACCAUCAAGACUUUGGACCAGAACGGUACAAGCUUGCAGAAAAUUUAUUCGAUCAUGCAAUGUUAGGAGCGGGGCAGUUGGCAUCGACCAGUGUUUCAAUGUGUGACGCUGAUGUUCGUCUCUCACUCUAUGGGUCUAUUGUUGUAACAGGUGGAAAUACACUUUUACAGGGAUUUCCUGAACGUCUUAAUCGUGAUUUACAACAUCGUGCACCCUCCAAUACUCGUUUGAAGAUGAUAUCUGCAAACAAUAGCGCCGAACGCCGUUUUGGUUCUUGGAUUGGAGGUUCGAUUCUUGCUAGUAUUGGAACUUUUCAACAGAUGUGGAUCUCAGCACAAGAGUAUGAAGAAGGUGGAAAAUCUCAAGUCGAGAGAAAAUGCCCAUCUUACGAAUCCGAUCCUCCGGUUUUCGAUUCCGAACACCGAUUUUUAAUGAGUGCGACAUUAAAUCAUAGUUUUUUUUUUGUCCUAAUAAAAAGUCUUAAUAGUUUUUUUUUAAUAUUUGAAUACUGCGAAAUGGAAGAUAAAGACGUAGUUUGGGGCAAACCUGAUUUAAACGAGAUUCGCAAAUAUUAUGCUACAGCAAGUACUCAGGUGGAUCCACGUUCGGUUUUUGUUCAAGAAACGUUAGAUUCUUCAAUAGAACUAGAUGAAUCUUUUAAAAUAAUUCUUGAAAAACGGUGCCGCAAGCCACUUGUUUCAGGUGAGACUAUUAAACAGUGUGCAGCAAUUGUAGAAAAUACUGCGUAUAAAAAUAAUACAGAUGAAAAUGAAUGUGCAUGGAUGAAUUGUGGGGACGAUACUUUCUUGAAAAUAGAAAAACUUUGUGAAAAAACCAUUUUGGAAGAUUCAAUUGAUGAAGGACGAAAAGCACUUACUGACAUAACCCAACUUAAUGACAUAGAGGCGCCUUCGUUUUUGUUUGAACAAACAACAUUAAAUACUACCCAUUUUCCAAAACAUUCGCCUAUAAACUUGGUCAAUCUCGAAAGACCAAGCACAAUUUUAGAGGAAUCAACGUUCUACGAUUCUACUAAAGACGAAUUAGAAAGUACAUCAAUAAACAUAUCGGAGGAAAAAUGCACAUCGUUGGAUGCAAGUGAGAGCUUUAAAACAGCUCAAAAUCAGACAUUUACAAACGUAUCACAUUUGAAAGAAGUAAUGUACAGUGGUACAAAAGAAAAUGAUAAAAUUAACAUAACAGACAAAACUAUUGAUUUACCGAAUUCUAGUAAAUCAACAUCUACUGAUAACACAUCAAUAAACGAUAACAUCGAAUGUUUGGAUUUUAAUGAUACCCUUGAGGAAAUGGAUUUCAUUAUGAAGCAUGGUAUGAAGUUUAUAGAGAAACGACAAGCUAUCUCCAAGACAGAAAGUUUUCAAGACAUACAACCAAGAGUAAAACCAAUAAGUUUUUUCGCAACGUUAGAAUGUCAGUCUAAGAAAGUUGAGACAAACUCCCAGUUCAAAAAGCCCAUGGUUAAACACAAUACAAAAAAGUUUGAUCACAUUGCAAGUCCUAUUCAUGCAUAUAUAAGAGAUGCUCCACAAUACCCUCUUGUGACGAAACAAAAAGGUAGAUCUGGUUUAAUAGAGCAACUACAUGAUCCAACACGUCGUGAUACUGUUUAUCACAACAAAGACUUAUUUUCAAAAAAUAUAUCUUACGAGCCUCCAAUCCCAUCGAAAGGAGUAAUUUCUGCUGCAAAAGCACAGUUUUUUGAUGCUCGAACCCCAGUAAAAAUGCCCGGAGGCGAAAAAAUACUUAAACUGAUUCGGCCUACUCCGACCGUUAUCAAACAUCAAGGGCGUUAUAAGUCAUAUACAAACGUUCAAAUUAAUGCGAAUAACACAAUAGACGACAGCUCGCAAAAUUUAUCAAUGGCUUCAGCUGAUGUAUCUAUUAAGGUAUUAAAAAAUGUCAAUCGAUUGUAAACAAGCUAUUCUUGAGAAAAAAGUUGUUAAGUCUAAUUUUUUAUAAAUAAGUAAUUUUAAAAGCUAAAGUGUCUAUGCAAUUCAUAAUAAAAAAUAA